UUCUGAGUUGUUUUUCGAAAAAAGCUGCUGCUGCAAAAGCUCGUUCUCGACGCCAAUAAAUUGCGAUUACCGGUAGAACGGGUCUCCACCUUGCGAGCGUUCAAAAACCCCCAGAGCAGCGCUUUGAGUCAUAACUUAUCUGGAGCUCAGCCGCAAAAUUGUUUUUCGACUUUUCUCAAUUCAUUUUGAACCGUAAAACUGGCAGCACGCAUCAUGUCCGCAGGCCGAGUCGUCAUCUACGGUGGCAAGGGAGCACUGGGCUCCGCAUGUGUCGAUCACUUCAAAGCCAACAACUACUGGGUCGGCAGCAUUGACUUGAGCGAGAACGACAAGGCCGAUGUGAGCAUUGUGGUGCCACGCGAUGGCAGCUGGUCCGAGCAGGAGGCCAUGGUGGUGGGCAAAGUGGGAGAAUCGCUCGCUGGCGAGAAGCUGGAUGCCGUGAUCUGCGUGGCCGGCGGCUGGGCUGGCGGCAAUGCCAAGAAGGAUCUGGCCAAGAACGCCGAACUCAUGUGGAAGCAGAGCGUGUGGACAUCCAGCAUCUCGGCGGCCGUUGCCGCUCAGCAUUUGAAGGAGUGCGGACUCUUGGCUCUGACUGGCGCCAAGCCUGCCUUGGAGGGCACUCCCGGCAUGAUUGGCUAUGGCAUGGCUAAGGCGGCUGUCCAUCAGCUCACACGUUCGCUUGCUGGCUCGAAUUCUGGUCUGCCAGGCGGCUCCCUGGUUGUCUCCAUCCUGCCCGUGACCCUGGACACGCCCAUGAACCGCAAAUGGAUGCCAGACGCAGACCAUGGCACUUGGACACCCCUCACGGAGGUGGCUGGUCUGCUCCUCAACUGGACUAAGGUCCAGGAGCGCCCAAAGAAUGGCUCCCUACUCCAGCUGAUCACCAAGAGCGGCACCACCGAGCUGAUAGCCGCAGAGUAGGAAGGAAAACCAACCCAAUCCCCCCUUACACUGAUGACUGCUCAAAACAUAAUCUCAAUGCUUUCGCUUGUACAUAAACUAUGAAUAAAUCGCUUGGCGGCUUUCGAUCGUU
This is a messenger RNA of Drosophila guanche, 1033 nucleotides long. It is a transcript of the gene Dhpr, whose product is annotated as dihydropteridine reductase. Gene Ontology annotation, cellular component: cytoplasm. The transcript is spliced from 2 exons. Bases 214 to 921 code for a protein of 235 amino acids. Gene Ontology annotation, biological process: tetrahydrobiopterin biosynthetic process; L-phenylalanine catabolic process. Lineage: Eukaryota; Metazoa; Arthropoda; Insecta; Diptera; Drosophilidae. Gene Ontology annotation, molecular function: NADPH binding; 6,7-dihydropteridine reductase activity; NADH binding. The record is from RefSeq and is a predicted model, not a curated record.